Molecule: messenger RNA, 3051 nt
Organism: Toxotes jaculatrix (banded archerfish)
Lineage: Eukaryota; Metazoa; Chordata; Actinopteri; Toxotidae
Product: integrin-linked protein kinase
Exons: 13
Coding region: 276-1634 (452 amino acids)
Biological process (GO): integrin-mediated signaling pathway; cell-matrix adhesion; protein phosphorylation
Cellular component (GO): focal adhesion; stress fiber
Molecular function (GO): protein binding; ATP binding; protein kinase activity
Source: RefSeq, a predicted model, not a curated record
UGUGGACGUACCCCAGCAUUGAGUCCAGUGGAGAUAACGUAACGCUGCUAAUAACUUCUGCUGCUCACCUCCAUUAAACCGAAACAGGCGAACAUAUCUGGUUGCUGGCGUGCUGUUGAGUAUCUCUGAGUGUGUCCCUCACUGUCCCAGAUGAGGGACUGAUGCUGGCCAGUACUCUCCUGAACCCCUCGGGCCACCUCUCUCAACUGUCCCAGUUUAGUUCUGCAUCUGCUCCCACUGGUGCACCUUAAGAGAAGAAGGACACUCCAGCUAAAAUGGAUGACAUCUUUACGCAGUGCCGGGAAGGCAAUGCAGUAGCAGUUCGCUUAUGGUUGGACAAUACAGAGAAUGACCUCAACCAAGGAGAUGACCACGGCUUCAGCCCUCUACACUGGGCAUGCAGGGAAGGACGGUCCAGCGUGGUGGACAUGCUCAUCAUGAGAGGAGCUCGCAUUAACGUCAUGAACCGUGGAGACGACACACCUUUGCACCUGGCUGCCAGCCAUGGACAUCGAGACAUUGUGGGAAAGCUGAUCCAAUGCAAAGCAGACACAAAUGCAGCCAAUGAACACGGGAACACACCACUGCAUUAUGCCUGCUUCUGGGGCCAAGACCAAGUGGCUGAGGACCUUGUGACUAAUGGGGCUCUGGUGAGCAUCUGUAACAGAUAUGGGGAAACACCUAUGGACAAAGCCAAACCUCACCUGCGUGAACUCCUCAGAGAAAAGGCUGAGAAAUUGGGACAGAACUUGACUAAAAUUCCCUUCAAGGAUUCAUUCUGGAAAGGCACCACCAGAACUCGACCCCGCAAUGGCACUUUGAACAAACAUGCAGGCAUUGACUACAAACAGCUUACUCUCCUUGCUAAAAUAAAUGAGAACCAGUCGGGAGAGCUGUGGCAAGGGCGCUGGCAAGGAAAUGAAAUUGUUGUUAAGGUUCUAAAAGUUCGUGACUGGACCACAAGGAAAAGCAGGGAUUUCAAUGAGGAGUAUCCCAAACUCAGGAUAUUUUCCCACCCGAAUGUCCUACCCAUGUUGGGAGCAUGUCAGUCUCCUCCUGCCCCUCACCCCAUCAUCAUCACACACUGGAUGCCUUAUGGCUCCCUCUACAACGUGCUGCAUGAAGGCACCAACUUUGUGGUCGACCAGACACAGGCGGUGAAGUUUGCGCUGGACAUUGCUUGCGGAAUGGCUUUCUUACACACACUUGAGCCCAUGAUCCCUCGACACUAUCUGAACAGCAAGAGCGUUAUGAUAGAUGAAGACAUGACAGCCAGGAUCAGCAUGGCAGAUGUCAAGUUCUCCUUCCAGUGUCCUGGCAGGAUGUACUCGCCUGCAUGGGUAGCCCCUGAGGCCCUGCAGAAAAAGCCAGAAGAUAUCAACCGUCGGUCAGCAGACAUGUGGAGCUUUGCUAUCCUGCUGUGGGAGCUGGUGACCAGAGAGGUUCCCUUUGCUGACCUAUCCAACAUGGAAAUUGGCAUGAAGGUUUCCUUGGAAGGCUUAAGGCCCACCAUCCCCCCUGGCAUCUCACCCCACAUUUGCAAGCUCAUGAAGAUAUGCAUGAACGAAGACCCAGCUAAGAGGCCGAAAUUUGACAUGAUUGUGCCAAUUCUGGAAAAAAUGCAGGAGAAGUGAAAAACCUGUUCCUCCCCCCUGUACUGAACCUAAGAAUUACUGGAUAUCUUCCCCCAGAUAUCACUCUGAUAUGGUGGUGUGGUGCUUACCAGUAUUGCCUUAAACUCUUUCCUCUGCCGCUGCAUCCGACGCCACUGUAGCUUCUGCUUCUGCGGUGAAUCCAGAAGCAGUCACUUCUUUUGUAUUGUUUUUGUUUUCUUCUGUUGAUGUGAUAUCAAGUUUUUAUUAGUGUCCUUACCUUUGUCACUGAUCCACUGAUAGUAUGUUUGCAGGAGCUUAAUACUGACCAUUCAUCUUCUAAACAGUAAUCAUGUGGCCUGAGUACAAUCUUUGUCAACCAACUGAAUGAACUGGUUAGCAUGACAAUCUGCUAUGUUGCUUCCGUGGAUUUAAGGCCUUAUUUUUAUCUGGAGUUUUAAAAAGUCACCCUGUAAGGUAACGAAGAAGUAACAUAUUAACCAAAGCUUGACUUUUGGGAAAAGGUUUAUGCUUGUUGUGUUAGCAACAAACUGUAUGUAACUGGGUAAGCAUGACAAAUGUCUGAAACUAAGCAUUUAAUUGUGAGAUUAUUGAGAAAAUGUAUAUGAAUGAGUGGCAUACAGGAGAGUGCGUACAGUAGCAGGGUUGUGCCAUUCAGCUUGGCUGUGUAGUGAUGUGCUGAGCUUGGCCUGUCCUGAGCAUUGGUCCCUGACUGUAUCCUGUACAAAACUGGCCUUACAAACCUUUGCUUUUUUUUUCAGUCCAGCAAAACGUAUGGUGUUGAUUAUUGCGAUUAUGGGAAGAUUACUUUCAAUUAUAUUGCUGAUUUUCUCUUGUUAAUUGUAAUAAUGUAACGAUGACCCAAACAUACUGCUGUAAUCUAGUUCAUUUUCAUUAUUUUCCCUUCAAAAGUUUAACCUAACAGUUUUAUUAUGAUUUGAAUUCUGCUAGCUCCUCUAUUAUAAACAGCCUCUGUUUCAAGAUGUCUGAAAGUGUUUGCGCUUCACUCAAGUGUUAUUUUCAUGUUAAAUACUUUUAAAUAUCAUGAAUGAAUAAUGCAACCCAGACUGUAAUUUAUUCAUGGAUGUCAUAGGUACAGGUGUAAUUUGUUGUUUUGUUGUCAAGCAUGGGGGCUGCCUUUCCUCCCAGUUUUAUGGCUGCAUCAGAAGCUGCUGCCAACAGAAGGUGACUGGGACUUUAAGGGGUGGUAUUAACAUCCUGCAGAACUGUUCUGUUGUUUUCUCACCUGUUUUCAUUAUUUGGGGCCUCUAGAUUACUUCUGACUUUAUAUCCGUGGGUUGAUUCUUCUACCUGCAUUUUUUCUGUGCCUCCACCAGCUUGCUUGUUUGUGCUGAAUCACAGGUUGAAGCCAAAAUCAAGAAUGACUUAUACAAAUAUAUGUAUUUAUAUAUAAGUAUAUUAAAAAGUAAAAAUAUGG